Messenger RNA from Plasmodium berghei ANKA, 840 nucleotides. Its product is annotated as AP2 domain transcription factor, putative. Bases 1 to 840 code for a protein of 279 amino acids. The transcript is spliced from 3 exons. The record is from RefSeq and is a predicted model, not a curated record. Gene Ontology annotation, biological process: regulation of DNA-templated transcription. Gene Ontology annotation, molecular function: DNA-binding transcription factor activity. NCBI's taxonomy places the organism in Eukaryota, Apicomplexa, Aconoidasida, Haemosporida, Plasmodiidae.
AUGCUUAGAAGAUAUUUGAUGAAUAACAAACCUUGUAAUAAAUCCACAUACAUAAUUAUUAGUCAUGCUACCAACUUAGAUAUAUUGAAUAAGAACUUUUCCACAUUUGUUCAAUGCAAAAUUAACCCACCCUCAUUAUUUGGUCUAACUUUUUCUUAUGACAAAAAAUUCUUUGGAGUAAAAAGAGUGGUUCAAAAGAGAAAGUACAUGUUAAAAUUGAUACAACCCCAUCAAGAAUGUUUCGAUGCAGAAAAAUACAAAAAAUAUUUAGAAAAAGAAAGAUUAAGAGAAAAAAUCGAUAUAAAUAAUAUAAAUAUUGAUAAUGAGAAAGAAGUAGAAUUAUAUGAAGAUUAUUUAUUAAAUUAUAAAUAUAAUAAAAGAGAGGUCGAAAAAAAUGCGAUUCUCCCCUUAUCAUUAUUAUCAUCAUCCUUCAUAAGAAGAGCUAUUUAUUCAAAUAGGGAAAAUAUUUUAAAAAAUUUAAAAAACAUUAACUGGAAAAGGUAUUGCUGUAAUGUUAAAGGCGUAAGAUGGCAUGCUAGUGGAGCAUGGCGUGUCUAUUUUUGCAAAAGAAAUUAUCAGCACAAUUUUUUUGUUAAAUGUGAUUGCUAUUUUCGUGUAAGUAUAUAUGGGUUUGAAAAAAGCAAAGAGCUAGCUGUUCUUUAUAGGAAAAGACUCGAAUAUGAAUAUAUACUACUAAUGAAAAGAUGGAAAGAAAUCGAAAUGGAAAAUGCUAAAAAAAGAAAAAAUAUUAAGGAGUCAAAAAAAAAUUAUAAUAACUCUGAUGAAGAACAAGAAGACAACGAACAAAUAAUUAAUGCGACUUACAAUAAUGAGAAUUAA